CUUUCUUCCCUGCCAUUCGAUAUGCGGUACAGGCCAGACAGACGCACAGUUUGACAAUACGAGAAAGAACCCUGUUCAAGUCUUCGUCACCCUGCGGGGAAGCUGUGGUCUUUGUUGGUCUCCGCAUAUGUACCGUGCAUUCACGGUUGACGACCGGAGCAUACGGCGUACGCUGCACGGAGGUAGUCCGGUAGAGGUCAAUCUUGAUAUUUCGAGGUUAUUCAUAUGCGGUUGGACGUGAGCCCACAUUCCUCGGUCGCUGUGGUGGCAUCCCUCCUUUUUCUCUUUUGUCAAGGAGAGACGAUUGCUGCCUGUUACCAAACUACCCGCUAUACCCUGACUGGCUUGAAAGGGCAGAUAAUUCGCUGUCAUGGGGGACAAUCGAAUUUCAGAGGUGCACCCAGGCACCAAGGCCGGUGGUCAAGAAGUGCCUUCCGUUAUCCAUGAGGAGAGCAGCCAGGCUACUAUUUCUGGAUUGAAGAUGGCAAAGGCCGUUGACGGGGACACCGCCAUGGCGCUGUUCAAUGACAUGGACGAACUUCACGAGGCGGUUGACCCUGAGGAGGAGAAGAGAGUCCUGCGCAAGAUUGAUUUCAUGAUCUUGCCUUACUUGGCAGUCUGCUACGCAUUCUUCUAUAUCGACAAGACGACUUUAAGUUAUGCGGCAAUCUUUGGCAUUCGCGACGAUCUGCACCUCCAUGGCACACAGUACAACUGGCUCAGUAGUGUCUUCUACUUUGGAUUCAUGGCCUGGGCAUUUCCUACUAAUUUUCUUCUUCAACGCUUGCCAAUCGGGAAAUAUCUGGGUGCCAAUAUCUUCGUGUGGGGGGUGUUUCUCAUGCUUCAAGCUGCCUGCAACAGUUUCACAACCCUUGCUGUGCUCCGCGCUCUCGGUGGUGCGGCAGAAGCCUGUUCGGAUCCUGCGUUUAUGCUCAUCACCAGCAUGUGGUAUACCCGGCGAGAGCAGCCGGUACGUAUUGGACUCUGGUACACUGCGAACGGAUGUGGUAUUGCCUUGGGCGGUCUUCUCGGGUAUGGAAUUGGCCAUAUCAGGGGUGCUCUUCCGUCCUGGAAGUAUGAAUUCAUCAUCAUUGGCUGUCUGUGUUGCACAUGGGGCAUUGUCAUGUUCAUCUUCCUGCCAGAUUCUCCUGUGAGUGCACCGGGCCUCAGCCAUCGGGAACGGCGCAUUGCCGUUGAGCGGCUGCGAGAGAACCAAACAGGAGUGGAAAACAAGCACCUCAAACCGUAUCAGAUCAAAGAGGCCUUUAUGGAUUACAAGCUGUACCUGUUCUUUACGCUGGGAAUAGUCUGCAACAUUCCCAACGGGGGUAUCUCCAACUUCGGCACGAUCAUCAUCGAGGGCUUCGGAUUCUCAACUCUCGUUACGACCCUCAUGCAGAUUCCAUAUGGCAUCAUCAUUGCCCUCUCCAUCCUCCUUUGCGUGUAUCUCAACGACCGCUUCCAAAACCGCCGCUGCAUGUUCGUCUUACUUUUCCUCCUCCCUAACAUUGCCGGUGCCUUUGGGCUCCGUUUCGUGCCGCAGGACCAGAAAGUCGGCCGUCUGAUCUGCUACUAUCUUACGGGCCCGUACAAUGCCGCUUUCGUGUUGAUCUUGAGCAUGCAGAUUGCAAAUACAGCCGGUCACACCAAGAAAGUCGUCACCAACGCCGUUCUCUUCCUGGGAUACUGCACUGGUAACAUUGCGGGCCCCUUCUUCUACAAAACAAACCAGUCGCCCAGCUACCCUCUCGGCAUCUGGUCCAUGAUCGUCUCGCAUCUUGUCGAGGCCGUCUUGAUCACCACAUUGGGCUUCCUCCUUCGCUGGGAGAACCAGAAACGCGAUCAGAUCCAAUCGCAGAUGGAAGGGGGGCUGGAGGGGAGAGACCUUGAUGCCACUGCAUUUCUGGAUUUGACCGAUCGAGAGAAUCCAAAUUUCCGGUAUAUCUAUUGAAAAGGUUGAAAUCUACCCAUCCGUAGUUUGUGACAUGAGCUAAAGGAUGAGGCAUGACCAUAUUAUAUUCAAUUGAAUCAUGAUUGUAUAAACAGUAUUAACUUAUAUU
Penicilliopsis zonata CBS 506.65 is the source of this 2060-nucleotide messenger RNA. RefSeq lists its product as hypothetical. The transcript is spliced from 9 exons. The record is from RefSeq and is a predicted model, not a curated record. Bases 371 to 1951 code for a protein of 526 amino acids. NCBI's taxonomy places the organism in Eukaryota, Fungi, Ascomycota, Eurotiomycetes, Eurotiales, Aspergillaceae. Gene Ontology annotation, cellular component: membrane. Gene Ontology annotation, molecular function: transmembrane transporter activity. Gene Ontology annotation, biological process: transmembrane transport.